Messenger RNA from Dendronephthya gigantea, 2853 nucleotides. RefSeq names its product neuralized-like protein 4. The coding region runs from base 208 to 2361 and encodes 717 amino acids. Gene Ontology annotation, molecular function: zinc ion binding; ubiquitin protein ligase activity. The record is from RefSeq and is a predicted model, not a curated record. NCBI's taxonomy places the organism in Eukaryota, Metazoa, Cnidaria, Anthozoa, Malacalcyonacea, Nephtheidae. The transcript is spliced from 17 exons.
AUUCAAUUAAUGCAGAUCCAUGCAGGUGGUCGCAUAUAAUUCACAGGAAAUGCUCAUACCCAAACGAAUAUAUUUUAUAUACGUCAUGGCAUUUAAAAAUUCCUAGUAAUCACUGUAAAGUACACGGUAAGAAAUGUCUCAGCAUAGCUAAAGUAUAGAGUUAAACAUUCGGUUAAAAUAAAGUGAAGAAACGCGCUACAGACAAAUAUGUCGUUAUUGGACGCGCUUUUUCUUGGAGCGCUACGAGAAGCUUUGGAAGAGCAAGGUGGUGGUGGUGGUUCAAGAACAACUGUAACUCGAACAAAUCGUUUCGUCUUUAAUGAAAAGCACAGUCAGCACGUCGCUCUUAGUCCUGACAGAAGAACAGCGACGCGUCAGAUGCCAAUGUUUUGUUUUGAUCAAGGCAUUGCCUUCAGUGAUCAAUCAUUAAAUGAUAACGAAAUUUUUGAAAUUCGUAUUGAUGAAAUGAUGCCUUUUCCUAUGUGGAAAGGUUCCGUAGAGAUAGGCAUAACCUCUCUAAAUCCAAUGGCCAUUAACCUUCCAAAGACAAUGACUGACCUCACCACUGGUACCUGGAUGUUAAGCGGCAAUCAGGUAGUGAUCAAUGGCAAAAUAAUUAGACGUGGGUAUUGUCAAAAUCUAAAUUCGUUAUCAGUCGGUGAUCGUCUUGGUGUGUGUCGAGCUGAUAAUGGCACUCUUCAUUUCUUUAUAAACGGGAAACACCAGGGUGCUGCUGCAUCUGGAAUACCACAAGGUGUCCAUGCUGUUGUGGACAUAUACGGAAAGUGCACAAAAGUGUCCAUCUUUUAUCCUGGAGGUCCUCCAUCUAACCCGAGUAGGCCUCACACUGCCCUCACAGCGCCUCCUGUGGCGGCACCUACGUCUAAUGAUGUUGAACUUCAGAGAUACUAUAAACAAAGACGAUGGAUCCAGGAAUGUAGAACGCAACCAUUUUCUCUUUGGUUGAUGAGUCACCUCAUGUCAUCAUCUACAGAUGAUGAUAAAAGGGAGCUCUUCCUGUUUAUCAAUUCAUUUGGUCAUCGACUAAACCAGAGUACUGCUACUUGUGAUGGAUGUAAUACAAAGAUUGCUAUACGAUCAACUCGUUAUCGCUGCAUGGAAUGUGAAGAUCUGGAUCUAUGUGUAAAUUGUUUUUCGUCGAAAAGAACCCCGAAGGACCAUCAUUCAGGUCACAAAUUGGCAGAAAUGAGGUGGUGUUGUGAUGGUAAAGAUUGUGGUGGUCAUAUCACAGGAGCCAGAUUUCAUUGCUUGGUUUGUGAAGACUUUGAUCUUUGUUAUGGUUGUCAAAAGACAAAGAACUGGCCUCCAAGACACAAAGACAGUCACUCGAUGACGAAAAGUUCAACCCUGAUAGGUAACCAACAGAGCGGAGCUGCUGCAACGGCUGUUGGUGGUGGGAGCAGUAAAUUUUGCCCUCCGGGUCAACAUCAGUUUUCUCUUGGUACAUGCGUUAUCUGCACAAAUUGUGGUGAAUGUACUGGCUAUGGAGUAAACUGUAUCAAUAAUAAGCAGACGAACAGAGAUCCCAAAGGAUUAUGUGGAUGCGGCCUUGGCGACGCUGGAUGUACCAAAUGCGGAAUAUGCAAAAAAUGUGAAAACAAAAUAAAGGCGGGUCCAGGUAUCGCGAGCCCCACAGUCACUUCUAGGCCGAUAAGUGCACCAAGAAAGAAAUGUGAAUAUCGCGAGAUGUGUGAACGCUUUGUUAAAUCUUUGAACAUUUCAGAUGAAUUUUUUGACAAGACACCAGCAUUCAACAAAUGUUUUUGUGUAGAUUGCCACAAAGCACGUGGUGACAAAGAAUGCUAUUCUCGUGGCAAGCCCGCACAGACUUAUGCUUUACCAAUUGGCUGGAGUCGGUUUUCUAUCAAAGUUGGCCCACACGCAAAAGUGCUGAAAAUCUUCGAGGAAUGGCACGUGGCCUUUCAUGGAACACAAUCAAAGUAUCUUAAGCCGAUAUUUCACAAUGGUGCUCAAUUGCUUAUGGCAGGGGAUGUUGCCUAUGGAGGAAGCGAGUUACAUGAAGGUGAAGGACAUUACAAUGAAAACUGGAAACCAAAAGGAUUUGACACGAAGAAAAUUUUCGUCUCUCCAAGUAUAAAAUAUUCUGGAUGCCCUGUUUAUGCAAAGAAACAAAGUUUUGUUGAUCCUGUUACAAAAAAGACUGUAUCAGUACAAGUUGCCAUGCAAGUCUUGAUACGGCCUGGAUCCUACGAUAUUGGAAAAACUACUGUAGAACGAGCUCAGCCUUUCGAUGCUAAUUUUAGUGAUGAUGAAUUAGAAUGGUCAACCAAGGAAAGAGGAGCCGUAAUUGUAACUGGACUGUUGGUGAAAAUACAAUGAUAAUCCUUUCUAUUUCGUUAAAUGAAUCUACAAUUACACCCAAGCAGAAACGGAGGACCAAGGGAUGAAACAAUACAAAUUCGCGAAAUUGGCCAUUUCGAAGAUGCAGUAGAGAAGUUGCAGGUAUCAAGUGACUGUUUUUGGAUGUAAACAAAAGUUCGUCCCAAAAACAGCCCCGCACAUCACCAGUCUUCUACAGCAACUUUGAAAUGGCUAAUACGAAUAACAAAAUAAUCAGAAAGAAACUCAAAUUCAAAAUCAGAAAGAAGCACAAACCCAUGCAAAGGCAAUUCCAGAGCGACAAGGAAAAUGACUCAAAAGAUCAAUAAUCAUUCAAGUAAAUUGGCCGCCUAUAUUGAAGAAGGCGCCACCAUAUUCAAGCCCUUCGUUCGGGUUCAGGAUUAAAUAAGGAUUGUAUUUAGAUUUUUAUAUAGUAAGAAAUCAUGUUUAACAGUACAAUUGUGUGAACAUUAAAAUUAAAACAAUUUUGAC